AUGGGCCAGCACAGCUUCUACCAGCUGAUGCACCAGGGCCGAGUGGUGCCCUCCCACUUCUUGGGCUUCGCCAGCUCCCAGAACCCGGUCGAGCUGGCCGGCGAAGCCGUGUCCAACCACGACGAGCUCAUGUCCAACUUCUUCGCGCAGCCAGAUGCGCUGGCGCUGGGGAAGACCGCGGAGGAGCUCAAGGCGGAGGGCGUGCCAGAGAAGCUCAUUGCGCACAAGACCUUUCCCGGCGAUAGGCCCUCCCUGUCCCUGCUGAUGCCCACCUGCAACGCGUUCUGGCUCGGCCAGCUCUUGGCUCUCUACGAGCACCGCACCGCGGUGAUAGGCUGGCUGCUGAAUGUCAACUCCUUCGACCA
Effrenium voratum is the source of this 365-nucleotide messenger RNA. The record is from the annotation of a GenBank genome assembly. Lineage: Eukaryota; Dinophyceae; Suessiales; Symbiodiniaceae.